Messenger RNA from Anthostomella pinea, 1776 nucleotides. Lineage: Eukaryota; Fungi; Ascomycota; Sordariomycetes; Xylariales; Xylariaceae. The record is from the annotation of a GenBank genome assembly.
AUGCUAUUCCCUCAAGAUUUCGAAGAUGACUGGAGAGCUGGCGGCGGCCGUGACGCAGAAAAAGCCUGGCUCAUCCUGUUGAAGAUGGUGGUGAAAGGGACACUUGACAGGACUACAUCGGAAAGGCUCAAGAAGAUCCUGAUAUCAGAAUUGCCACACAAGGACGUAUUAUCACUAGCUGCAAAGGUGAAAGACGACAUCUUUCAUGGCCGGCUCGCUACGUUUUGCGCGACUCCGCUGCUUCAGCUCAUGCACUUUAUACUAGUGAAGACCUUAAACGAGACUGUCAACCGUAAGACUAAGCAGAUCCGGGAAUUCUACUUCGACCCUACCAUGCGUCGCAAUCCCUUCACGCUGACGGAGAAGUCUGUUAUAUACCCGUACUCUGCCACCCAGCUCAAAGUCGUCAUUGUCGGAGGCGGUCCGACAGGCCUCAGUGCGGCCAUCGCACUGGCAGAGAAAGCCGGCAACAGGGUUCAAAUACACAUUUAUGAGAAACGAUGUCGUCAAACGGCGGGCACCGUAUCCUUCGAUGACGUGACCGACUUGAUGAGCAAGGCGACGCGCGACGCCCUCUUUGAAGGGCAUCCAGAGAGGGAGUUCAAGUGCAUUAUAUACCUUCACCCCGAAGACAUGACGAAGGAGCGAUUAAAGGACUGUGGUGACUUCCACCUGCUACUCGGCGCAGACGGCGCAGGGUCCUGGGUACGUAAGGAGUAUUUUAAGAACGACGACGAGGAGCGAGCGAGGACUUGUGCUCUAGGAAUCGGGAUCAACCGCUCAGAAGGUCUGCCGCGCCUGCAGGCUUUGAAUAUCUUCCUGACGCUGAUCCAGACGCGGUACCUGCUUAACGCAAGUGACGUAGACGGAAGAGGGUACCUGAACAUGCAACUCACACAAUCUGAAUGGCGCCAGAUGCGCAGGUUAGACGGGAAGGGUUGCGACUUCGCGAACCCCGGCCGUAUACGCGUCAGGGGCAAGAUACCCGAGGGGUAUACAGAAGGCCAGCUCUUCAAGCCAUCCGAGUGCCGCGAGCACCCCUUGUGGAUUGCGAUCCGAGAUGGAAUCAAGCUGUUCGGCUUCACCGAAGACGAUGUGACUGACAUAGUCCGGAUCCCCAUCGCGGUACGAGGAGUCAAGACUGCUGUCAAGUUAUUGCCUAUGAAUGACCAAGACAAGCCAGCUCGCCCAGGUGGCUUAGUAUCUUUAGCUGGUGACGCCGCCAUGCAAGUCCACUUCUGGCCCGGCCGAGGUAUGAAUAGCGGCAUCAAGUCAGCCAUAGCGUGGGCCGACGAAGUCGUCCUUCUACUCAACCAUAAUCAGCUUGUUGGCCUGUCCCCGGCUAUGUUUUCAUCGUACAAUGAUUUCCUACAGCGGCUCAAAUGCCGUGAGCACGACUAUCGAAGUUUGCUGCUCGUGCGCCAGACCGAGAAGUUCACCGAGCAAGACCCGCGGAGCUUGACUGCUGACGGCCGCGGUCUUACGGCCAAUCCUCCCGCGCUCGACUUGAUAAUCAAGCUGAAGGCGACAUCCGAUCGCCUGCAGAAGAGGAAAGGAUGGCAGUUUCCGCCCGUGUACCACUUGGAGCGAAGGACCCAUCGUAUCCUGUACCAGCUCGGGUAUCGCACGAGGAUGGAGAUGGCUUCCUCGGGGCCGUGGCCAGAUAUGCCCGGCGAUGAGGUCCUGCCUCCGCGGUCUGAUACACGGGAGGGAGUAGCAUCGGGUAGGGUUAGACGUAGGGCCGGACGAAAUCCCCAGAGAUCAAGAUAUCAUUGA